CAAUUCAAAGACCCAGUUCAGUGACUCAACAAGUUCAACGCUACCUUCAAGAUGCAGUUCUUCAAGCAGAUUCUUCUCUUUACCAGCGCCGUCUCUGCGGUUAGCAUUGCUCUUUACGAGUCCGCCGGCCAAUGCACUGGCAACAACGUGGUCUGCAGCAAUGUAAAUGCCGACACCUGCUGCUUCGUCAACAGCGGCAAUGCUCGAGGUGCCAUUUACUUUACGAAUCUGCCUAACCCUGCCCUCGUUCGCACAUACGGCCGAGGUGAAGGAUGUGCCAACCAGAUUCGCUCGGAUCGCACCACCUCGCUGAACUGGUGUGUUUUCAACCUGGCCAAUUCGAUUACCGGCGGUCGUUGGGCUUUUACCUCGAAGAGACGCGCCAUAGGAGAACAGAAGAACUCUGACUGCGUGCGCCCGGAUACCGGCUACGUUCAGGGACGUCAGUUCAACCUGACAGGCCUGGAUGACAAGGCUUUCGAAGACUUUUUGGUCUAUAUGAAGAGUGUUGAGCCUGCUGUUCCAGAGCAAUUCUUGAACGUCGAGGUCGUUAGUAGCGAGGGAAGCGCUAAGGCAAUUGAGUAGUUUCCCCGGAGGUCUUGCUGUAUGUACUUUUUCGGGAGUACAGUGGGACGGUUCAUCACUGGGAUCCGAAAGAAUGAUUGUCGGAUGCCCGGCCGAUUCAUCUGACGGAGCAGAUUGCAUUGUGCAGACGUUGUUUCUUCUCCUCAAAAUUGGCCUGGACGUUUUAGUUCUCGAGGCUAGAUAGCGCUGUCUUGCCUCGCUGGAUAUUCUGUCUUUAUUGUUUAGUUCAGCUACAGCGAUGUAAUGUUGUUGGUCGAAGAUGAGUCCUCUAU
Molecule: messenger RNA, 857 nt
Organism: Periconia digitata
Lineage: Eukaryota; Fungi; Ascomycota; Dothideomycetes; Pleosporales; Periconiaceae
Source: the annotation of a GenBank genome assembly